Molecule: messenger RNA, 6484 nt
Organism: Mercenaria mercenaria
Lineage: Eukaryota; Metazoa; Mollusca; Bivalvia; Venerida; Veneridae
Product: prolow-density lipoprotein receptor-related protein 1-like
Exons: 29
Coding region: 477-5015 (1512 amino acids)
Source: RefSeq, a predicted model, not a curated record
AACAUUUUAAAGGUAUAUGAUUUUCAUGACUAGUGUCUUCGUACAUCAGUUUGAAUUUCAUAUUAAUUAUCAAACGCAUUACCCGUGUCUGAAACGAGGUGGUGUAAAGCUGAGUCUAUAGUUAACUGUGACAGUACUGAAGAACCACACGGCGACUUUAUGAAGGUGUACAUCAUUACGUGCAUUGAAAUGCAGUCAUUGCUUUUCUGACGCGUGUGUUGCUUACGUGCAUCAGGACUAAUGUUAAGUUGUGUUUAUAUAUGGAAUUAAACAAAACCUGACUUCAAAAGGCUAUGUUGCAGUGAACAAGCGACCUCUCUGAUUCAGCUUGAGACAGACAAAAAGAUACGAGAGAAACUUACAAGGCACUGCACUCGAAAACAUUUAACAUCAAAGUAACGAGGAUAUUUUAACUACCAUUAAAACAUUCGGCGAAACUAGCAAUUUUAUGCUGAAUUUAAAGACACUGGACAACGAUGGGUAGAAGUGUUUGUGCACUCCUUUUACUUGGAUUGUAUGCUUGGUGCUACGGACAAAGUCCAACACCAGCACCACUGUUUGACUACGAACACGGUAUGUUAGUUACCACAUUUCACGAUUAUGGCGACCCAGACGCAGCUCAGAUUCGCCAUAUACCAAUUUAUCUAGGCUACGAGAAUUUCUCCGGUGGAGUUCCAGGAAUUGGCUUCACAAACCCGAACAUACAUUUCUUAAGUGUGGACUUUGACUACAGAAGUAAAUGUAUCUACAUGUAUGACUACCAUCUUAGAUCGAUAGCAUUGGGAUGCGGCUUCAAUGUAAAACUUAAUGUCAGUCAAAUGGAUUUUGCGUUUAUGCACGUUGGUGUGUCCAGAGGUACGGUCCAAAUUGCAGUUGAUUGGCUGUCGCACACGGUGUACUGGACAGAUUCGGUUUUUCGAUGGAUUGUAGCAGCACCUGGUCAAAAGGACAAGAUAGAUAUGGAUUAUUACAAAAUAAUUGAAGAUAAACAUCUAGACGCACCCGAUGGUCUUGGAAUAGACCCGCUUGAAGGACUGUUGUUUUGGACAGACAACGGGAAACAUCCGAAAAUAGAACGUGCAACCACAAUGGGCGGUGAUCGGCACACGAUAAUUCCUAAUAGGAACCAAAAGUCGCCAUUGGUGUCACCUUUAUCCAUGGAAGUGGAUAUCAAAGAAAAACGAAUAUUUUGGAUUGACUCGUCAACAGAAGCUAUAUUAUCCGCUGACUACGAAGGCCAAGAUAUUAUUGAAAUUCGAAAGGUUCCUGGUUCAACCUUGUUAGAUAUUGGGAUAUUUAGGGAAUGUGUUUAUGUGACUGAUACCAGAAAUGGCGAUGUGAUAACUUUGAAUAAAACAGAUGGUCCACAUCUGGGCAAGCUCGAGUCUACAACUGUAAAUAUUUCCCCGGAAACUAUUUACGGCAUAGCUGUAUACGGACCGGAUAAUCAACCAACUAAAGCUACAGAUGCUUGCGCUGAUAAAAAAUGUGAGCAUUUAUGCCUCACAACAAAGACUGGAGCAGAAUGUGUGUGCUCAGAGGGAUAUCAUCUUAAUUCAACAGGAAAAUGUCAAGCAUCUUAUGAUGAUUAUCACAAGGCAAUUGUUGCUUCAAAUGCAACCCAUAUUUGUUUAGUGGACCUUCGUACUUUUGCACACAUGAAUUACGAUGUUGUGUGUAAAUAUACAGCAAUCAAGCCAAAUAAAAUACCUACUACAGCUCCUACAACCACACCUGCUCCCACACCUGCUGCAUCAACAGGAAUGACGUCGGCUCCAAAUGCUACCACCACGCCAAACACAACUACACCGACUAUCCCACCACCUACAGCUGCCCCGGAUGACUUAAUAAAGAUAAUUGAAAUGGAUAUGGAAAACAGAAUUUUCUUUUUUGCUACUGCCAACAAUGUUAUAUAUAAAAGGCCAAUAGAUAUGCCAAUAGAAAAUGAUGCUAAAGACGCAAUUGCUUAUCCAUCUGGAAACAUAAGUGGUCUAGCCUUUGACCCAAUCAACAAGAACAAUUUAUACUGGUGUGAAUCAAACACUGGACAAAUAUGGGUUAUAAACGUACGGGAUAAUGCCGCACGGAAUAUACUUGAUAACUUGGAGGUUAAAAACGUCAAAAAUCUCAUGGUUAUGCUGGAUGAAAGGCGACUGGCAAUGAUAGCUGGCGAGGAAGGUGAUAUGUCAAUCAUAACUAUGACGUUGGAUGGUACCGAUAGCCAGACUGUUGUCAGUGGAAUAUCAAGUAUUCCAGCUUUUGUUUACGAUAGGGAAAGGAAACUGUUUUAUUACAUCAAUGGCGGAUAUGUGUACAGUGUCAUGUUUGACGGAACGCAGAAGAAAACUUUGUUUAAUGGAGUUGACAAAAAUGCUUUUCAUCUAGUUCUGUAUAAAAAUUACUUAACAUGGAUUUUCAGCACUAGCACUUAUAAGCAUCUUGUAAGAACCCACAACUUGCUAACUAAACAGAGAGUGGCCCUUGGAUAUUUUGACAAUUCAACUUUAGUUGAUUUGAAAGUUCUAGAUGUUAAUUUGCAGACAUCAAAUGUUACCAAUCCAUGUGCGUAUGAAAACGGGAAUUGUGAGCAACUUUGUAUAACUCAUUACACUGCGGGCAAGAUGACGAAACUAUGUGAGUGCAGGAUGGCUUACCGACUUGCUGAUGAUGGUACCAGCUGUAUUUCAACUGUUACGGAUGAUGACUUUCUUCUUGUUUCUGAUUGGACAAACGAAGCACUAUUCCAGAUAGACCUUAAAACAGAUAAAAUCAAUGCAAUUCCAAAGGAACAGAAUGAUGAGUUUAUGGGGGUCUAUUUUGAUUCUGAUACAAAGAAAGUGAUCUGGGCGGAAUACUACAGUUCCGAGAUAAACAGUGCUAAUUUGAAUGGAACGGAUUUCAAGAUACUCGCAGAUCUAGGAUACGAGGGCUAUGCAUAUCGUUUUGCCAAGGAUUACACAACAAAGAAUUUGUAUUUUUCUGCGUACUACGAUACUUUCAUUGGUGUAUUGACACCUUCAGGAGGAUUUUUAAGACUUGAGUACGACUUUGGCUAUGAUGACCUAGGAGAUAUUGUUGUUCAUCCAGGGAAGGGUUGGAUGUAUUUCACCGUAACUGGAUGGACAAAAUCGUAUAUUGGCCGUGCAGACAUGGAUGGUGGAAAUGUCGUUGAAAUUAUCACAGGAGACCACGUAGACUAUCCUGAUGGUCUGGCAAUCGACUAUAUAAAUGACCAUCUGUACUGGUCGGAUGCCACAUACGACACUAUACAGCGUUGUGAUCUUAAUGGUAAAAAAUGUACAACAAUAAUAAACAUGACCUCCACAUACCGUGAUGAGGAAAUCAGAGACCUGGUUACUGACGGGAAGUAUCUGUAUUACUCCGCAUACAAGAAAGAUCAUGUUAUACGUGUAGACCUGAAAACAUUGAACAGAACAGUAGUUGGUAGGAACCCGGGUUUAGGCAAGCUAGACACACUUGCCCUUUACAGCAGCAAAGACAAAAACAUUCAACCAGUCGGAACUGGGUGUAAAGAUCGAAAUGGUCUUGGUGAUUGUAGUACAGUUUGCUACCCUACACCGACAGGACGUACAUGUGCAUGCCAGAAAGGUGUUUCUCUCAAGUCUGAUGGCCGAACAUGUACUGAUAUCUAUCAGUGUACAGAUCUUAUAAAGCAGGAGGUGACAUUAAUCACCAACAUCAAGAAAAAUGUUAGCAUCGAGUUCGAUGACUCGUGUCUACGUCAUUUAGGUGACAAAUGCAAAUACAAAUGUGAAGUUAAUUUCGUCCCAAUAUUCGACGAGCCAUUGAAAUGCACCGGUGCCGGAUGGGACAAAGAGAGUGAUUUCACUCCUCUAUGCAGAGAACGAAGAUGUCCAGCUACUAUACAAAACGGUGUGCUUGACAAUAGUUGUGAACGAGAAAUUGGCGAAAAGUGCAACUUCAAAUGUAAUGAAGGUUUUAAAAAGAGGAGAACAUUCGCCGUGUGUACUACAGAUGAAACGUACCAUUUACCGGACGAAGAAUUGUGUGAACCGUUUCUGUGUAAUGAAACAAUUGCAAAUGGUAAACUUGAAGCAAACUGCGAAAGAACAGUUGGAACUUCUUGCAAGUACUCGUGCAAUAAGUUCUAUACUCCGAGCGACAAAAAAGCACAAGCCAUGUGUACAUCUAAUGGAUGGAAGCCCUCUGAUACCGACAUGUGCAAAGAAUCAGUUUGUGACGACACUUCACUAUCCAACGGACAAGUAAAUGAAAAUUGCAUGAAGAAAAUCGGCGAGGCAUGCACGUAUCGCUGUAACCAAGGUUUUGUAAAUACAACCUAUAUGGCAGUAUGCAAAAAUGACCGUUCAUGGCAUCCGGCGGGAUCAUGCAAAGUUGCAAAAUGUCCAUCUACUAUACCGAAUGGUAAUAUACUGGAUCCUUGCGACUUUGCAAUAGGAUCAGAAUGUAACUUCGUAUGCAGUAGAGGAUUUGCAGCAUCUGACAAGUUAAAGAAUUUAAUGUGUAACAGCGCUGGACAAUGGAGCGCGAAGGGCAGCAUUUGUCUAGAGUCUGUCAUCAGUCCGGAAAAGCAAACACAGAAGGAAUCUUUAUCUAAACCGGGAGUCAUUGUUGGUGUUAUAGUGCUGGUUUUAAUCAUAAUCGCCCUGGUAGCAGCCAUCAUCGUUCUUUUUAGAAGGAAUAUGGGUAAAUCGGCAUCACAUUACUCAAGCGCUUCCUUUCAUAAGGAUGCAAGUGGUAUUCAGAUUGAGAAUCCUGGUUAUCGUCCAAACAACGACAACGAAUCAAAUCGACAGAAAGAUGAGCAUCCUUAUUCAAGUGUGGAUCCUUCGCAAAUGCAGCCAGUUUCAUUUUCUGGGAUGGAAGCAUCAGGUGGUGGGGGUAUUGCAAAUCCAUUGUAUGACAAGGAACCGCUUCCUGAAGUUACUCAUGUGGAUCUGAAUGAGGAUAAAACAGUACUUACAUACGACUCUUGGCUGAAAGAAAGAGAGAAGAACAAAAACAUAGCGUAAAUGUCAAGGAAGCUUCCGGUGAUGUGAUUCCACACAAAAAGCAUAAUAAACUACCAUGUUAACAAACAUAUGAAAAUGUUCUUGUGCUAGUAGAACAGUCAUUGUAUAAUAUACAUCUUUUCUAUGUGCUUACUUGUAGAACUUGGCAGAAAAAAGAGAUGAGAAAAGGUGAAAAUGUUAUGAAAUGUUGUUUCACUAACAAAGCAGUCACGCAUUAUCAGAUAUAACAUAGUUCAUCUGCUUCUUAAACGUUUCCAUAUAGCUAAUAGAGCACAUCUGCAGUAUAUUUGAGCCGUGCCAUGGGAAAACCAACAUAGUGGGUUUGCGACCAGCAUGGAUCCAGACCAGCCUGCGCAUCCGCGCAGUCUGGUCAGGAUCCAUGCUAUUCGCUAACAGUUUCUCUAAUUCCAAUAGGCUUUAAAAGCGAACAGCAUGGAGCCUGACCAGACUGCGCGGAUGCGCAGGCUGGUCUGGAUCCAUGCUGGUCGCAAACCCACUAUGUUGGUUUUCCCAUGGCAUGGCUCAUUUGCAGAUUUGUAAAUACAUUGUUUUUUAUUAGGACGGCUGGAUGGGAGAGACAGCAAUUACUCAAGCUUUAUCUGAAUUGGUCAAUGAUAGGUAUUUCGUCAUAGAUAUACAAAUACUACUUCGCUUUUGAGUAAUAUGUCAGCAUAUGAAACCGACAUCGGGAUAUUUUCCUGUAUGUUUCCAUCAUUUUGUAAGAUUUAUGUUGUAUAAUUUGCGUUAUCAGAAUAUCGCUGUGUCACUAGGCUUUUAUAAACUUGCUGGCAAGUAUGCUUGUUUUACAUGUUUUGAUCAUAUUUAAAAAAAAAUGCUACGACAUCGUUUUAUACAGAAACACUUUCGUAUUUCCUAUUGAAAUUCAACUGAAUAAAAAAGUGUCUUGCUUGAACAUGCAUCGACGGAGGUUAUGCUUUGUAAAACACAAGACAAUUGUUAUCAUCAUUACUUUCUCUUAUAAAUAUAAAUGUUUGUUUUUUCAUUUUAUUAAACAGUCGUAUUAGGUCGAUAUUACCUUUGUGUUUUAAAUAGUAGAAAAAUUUAUUCAGUGUGCAAGAAUGUAUUUUCUUCUUAUAACUACGCAUGUAUUCAAGCUAUUAUACAGUCUAUGCAAGGUAUAUUCCAAAGUAUCUAAUUCCUUUUUUGUGACGUUUCCAACUUUUCUAUUGUUAAACUGUUGUACACUGGUUGGUAGGAGAUUAGAGAAAGCAUGUGAUGUAUGGAUGUCCAACAAGAAGAAAGUAUAUUUCAAAUUGUUGGGCUAAUUCCUUGAUACGAAAAUGGAAUCUAAAUGUCAAUUUAUGAACGGUUGUGUUUGCACUUACAAAAUGUUAUUACAAAGAUUUAUUUUUAUAUUUUUUAUGUUUUUAUUUUUUGUAAACUUGUUUUUCAUAAACUUAUGAAAGUGUAUGAUAUAUUCACAUAAUAAUAUUAUAUCAAAAAUGUUA